UUGACAUAUUUGGUUUUAUGGGUUUAUGUUUAUACGCAAAGAUAUGUAAUUAUGUAUUAAGUUCACAAAGUUAUUGGUUAAUAUUGUUUUAUUUGUAACGGACUUAUUAUAAAAAAUGCCAACGGUAUUAUUACUCGACAUUUCUUUGUCGAUGUCUCGACCGGUGCCUACUUCGGACUCAACUGAAAAUCAUACUCGUCUUACCAUUGCUUCUUCUGCAAUAAACACAUUUUUAGAUUAUUUAAGUGUUCAUGCAAAAUUGGAAUAUGUAGCUUUGGUUACUUAUUCGUCUCUAUACGAAGUAUCUGUACCAUUUACACGAGAUUAUGAUUCAAUUCGCAACAAACUUCCCCUUCUUGAAGAAGGCGACAAGACAUGUAUAGAAACAGCUUUGCUUGGUGUAAACCAGCUUAUACUCAGUGAGUGGGGAUAUCAAACACCAGUACAAAUUAUAAUAAUAACAGAUGGCAGCUGUGGAGUUGGUGCUAUUGGUAGAAACCGCAUUAUACAAGCUUUACCUUUACCACCUUCAUAUCCUACUAGGAUACACAUUUUGCCAAUAGUAUCUCCACAUGAUCCUUGCUUACAACAAGCAAUGCCACUGUAUCAGAAGAUUGUGGACUUAGCUACAGGCACUACUAACAGUUCAAAUCUUAGUAUUUCACGUGGUGCUAUAUUUUGUCCAGACCAGUUAUCUGUACCUGGGGCAAUAACAGCUAUGACGCGACUCUGUGAACAAUAUUACCAAGAAUUUUGGUGUUCACUGAAAUGCGGCCAGUUGGAAGCCAAAGUGCAAUUGUUCCCAGCACCACAAGCCGCUCUGCAAGAUGGUCUCAUUACAAGUUACACAAUAGCGCAUCAAUUGCAUGUUGUGGGUUUCCUCCAUCAACAGGACCUGGGUACACCAAUAGCAAUAAGUAAACAUUUAGUAAUACCUCAAGCUGGUAAUGCUAGUAGCAAGGAAAGCUAUGAAUCAAAGACGCCAACAAAGGAAGGUUCUAGUACAGAUGGAUCGGCCACUGAAGAAGAUACUUCAGAUCCCAGCAAGAUACCAAAUUUUUGUGUCUUGCUUCAUGGUGCAUUAAAGGUUGAAAGUAUGUCAGCGAUAGUUCAAUUGGGUUCAGAUUGGUGGGGCACAUUGACAGCGUGGUGUGAAGCAUCCAGAUCACGCCGCUCAUGCCUCCUGCUUAGCGUGCUGAGGCCAGGAGUCUCCGCCGCGCCAUGGCUUGGCCCUCUAGAUCAAUUAGGACCAAUUGAUGAUAAUACUACUCCAGCGGAAGCAUUCCCUAUACGAUCUUGGCGAUCGUACAGCAGUGGUGGAUCUGGAUGCGCUUGGGCCCGACCGCAUGCGUUACUCGCUGAUGUUCAGAAAGUUUUACGUCAUGCAAGAAAACUUCCAGACAAAACGCAGCAUCUUUACAAGGAACUGAACCGUCUUCGUAGAGCCGCUAUCUCGCUCGGGUUUUCAGAGCUUCUCACUUGCGUUAGUAACGCCUUGGAGCGUGAGCGCACUGCGUUGCCGAGCUCAGCGCCACAAGAGUGUUCACUGCAGUUGGCUCAUGCUGCUGCAGCAUUGCGCGAUUCAAGAACAGCAUUGGAUAUCAAACAUGUACUGCAGCCUCUGGCUGCUAAUUUCACCGUGUCAUCCAUGUCUCAUUAAUUACAAUCCAUAUUGAAGUUUUAUAUAUAUUUGUAAAUGAUACCAUUAUUAAAUCAUUUUCUCUGA
Achroia grisella is the source of this 1726-nucleotide messenger RNA. It is a transcript of the gene IntS14, whose product is annotated as integrator complex subunit 14. The coding region runs from base 116 to 1660 and encodes 514 amino acids. The record is from RefSeq and is a predicted model, not a curated record. Gene Ontology annotation, biological process: snRNA 3'-end processing. Gene Ontology annotation, cellular component: integrator complex. The transcript is spliced from 10 exons. NCBI's taxonomy places the organism in Eukaryota, Metazoa, Arthropoda, Insecta, Lepidoptera, Pyralidae.